Molecule: messenger RNA, 2302 nt
Organism: Xiphias gladius (swordfish)
Lineage: Eukaryota; Metazoa; Chordata; Actinopteri; Istiophoriformes; Xiphiidae
Gene: slc2a1b
Product: solute carrier family 2 member 1b
Exons: 10
Coding region: 519-1994 (491 amino acids)
Biological process (GO): response to insulin; monosaccharide transmembrane transport
Cellular component (GO): apical plasma membrane; basolateral plasma membrane
Molecular function (GO): hexose transmembrane transporter activity
Source: RefSeq, a predicted model, not a curated record
ACUGUAACCUCGCUCGAGUCACCGAAGAUCCGCGUCCACAGAGCCGAACGGACGGUGCUACUCCAGCAGACCGGCACCCACAUCCUGGACGAGUUUUCAGACAACAUCCACGAAGCGCUGGCUUGAAGCCCUGUCGGAGCCCUGAAAUAAAACGACGCGGAUAGAGGAUAGAGGAGAGAGAGAGAGGGGGGGGGGCGGCACUUGACAGAGCCGACCUCCGACUGAAAGCAGCCGGGCUUUUCGAGAGAUAGCAAACGAACUGACAAACAAGUUUUUAAAAAAAUAAAGAAGAAGAAGAAGAAGAAGAAGAAAAACGCUCGACAGAAGUUUUGAGUCAACCUUCAAGAUGACUGACUUCUGAACGAAACCGCCGGGAGACCCCCAACCCCCCCCAGCCCGCCCAGAGGAGGUUCUUCCAGCGCAUUCAACUUUGACAGGAGACGAGAGGCAAAAGAAAAGAAAGAAAGAAAGAAAGAGACAAACGGAAAAAAGAAUAGUUCACUCACAGCGCUGCCAUCAUGGACUCAGGAAAGCAAAUAACGUUCCCGUUGUUGAUGAGUGUCGGAGCAGCUGUGAUCGGCUCUCUGCAGUUUGGCUACAACACUGGUGUCAUCAAUGCCCCUCAAAAGAUCAUCGAGGCCUUCAUCAAUGACACAUGGUUACACCGCUAUGAGGAGCCUAUCACCAAGAACUCCCUAAAAGCCAUCUGGUCCGUCGCUGUCUCCAUUUUCUCUGUCGGUGGCAUCGUAGGCUCCUUCUCAGUCGGACUCUUUGUCAACAGCUUAGGAAGGAAGAACUCUAUGCUCAUGGCUAAUAUCCUGGCCUUCAUCGCGGCUGCUCUGAUGGGCUUUUCGAAGAUGGCGAAAUCCUGGGAAAUGCUGAUCAUUGGCCGGUUUGUGGUUGGCCUCUACUCCGGCCUCUCCACAGGCUUCGUGCCCAUGUAUGUGGGUGAGGUUUCCCCAACAGCUCUACGAGGAGCCCUGGGAACCCUGCACCAGCUGGGCAUUGUCAUCGGCAUCCUCGUUGCACAGGUGUUUGGACUUGACUCCAUCAUGGGCAACGACAGCCUGUGGCCGCUCCUCUUGGGGUUCAUCUUCAUCCCAGCUGUGAUGCAGUGCGUCCUGUUGCCUCUGUGCCCCGAGAGCCCCCGUUUCCUGCUCAUCAACAGGAAUGAAGAGAACAAGGCCAAGUCUGUGCUCAAGAAGCUCCGAGGCACUACAGAUGUGAGUGCUGACAUGCAGGAGAUGAAGGAGGAGAGCCGGCAGAUGAUGAGGGAGAAAAAGGUGACCAUCAAGGAGCUCCUCCAGUCGCCCCUCUACCGCCAGCCCCUCAUGGUCGCUAUCAUCCUGCAGCUCUCCCAGCAGCUGUCUGGCAUCAAUGCUGUGUUCUAUUACUCCACUCUGAUCUUUGAGAAAUCCGGGGUUGAGCAGCCCGUCUAUGCCACCAUUGGAGCUGGUGUCGUUAACACUGCUUUUACUGUUGUGUCGCUGUUUGUCGUAGAACGCGCUGGACGUAGGUCUUUGCACCUCCUGGGGCUGCUGGGAAUGGCCGGAUCUGCCAUCCUGAUGACUAUCGCCUUGGCUCUGCUGGAACAGCUCAAGUGGAUGUCGUACUUGAGCAUCGUGGCCAUUUUCGCCUUCGUGGCGUUCUUCGAGAUCGGACCAGGUCCCAUCCCCUGGUUCAUUGUGGCAGAGUUGUUCUCGCAGGGACCCAGGCCUUCAGCCAUCGCUGUAGCUGGUUUGUCCAACUGGACUGCCAACUUUGUAGUGGGAAUGGGCUUCCAGUAUGUACAGGAAGUGUGUGGCCCCUACGUGUUUGUCAUCUUCACUGUGCUGCUGCUCUUGUUCUUCGUCUUCACGUACUUCAAAGUGCCGGAGACCAAGGGCCGGACGUUUGACGAGAUCACGGCCGGCUUCCGCCAGACAGCCGCCGUUGGGGGAGAAAAGCACUCGCCGGAGGAGCUCAACAGCCUGGGAGCUGAUUCUCAGCUCUGAGUGACUGUUUUUAACUUUCUAACAAACUCUCUCUCAGAGCAAGGAGGACCGGGGAAGGGUCUACUAACUAGAGGUAGACAGGUCCAUUGGUAGAAUAUAAUUUUUCACACUGUCUCCACAUUUCGGGCGUCAUUACCGAACCCAGAACAGCCCUGCGCGAUUCUCCAACACGACGCCUUCUGCUGCCCUUCUCCUAUCGCACAAAGAAACAACAACUCAGUGGGCGCUCUGUCGCCUUGCAGAUGUAGAUGGCGGGAUUUGAGGAUAGAUGGGGAAGAUUUUUAAUAUAAUAAAGAAGGAAAAAGGAG